Trypanosoma grayi is the source of this 1008-nucleotide messenger RNA. RefSeq lists its product as hypothetical. The transcript has a single exon. Bases 1 to 1008 code for a protein of 335 amino acids. The record is from RefSeq and is a predicted model, not a curated record. Lineage: Eukaryota; Euglenozoa; Kinetoplastea; Trypanosomatida; Trypanosomatidae.
AUGUCGUCCACUCUCUCUACCGCGACCCAGCACAGCCUGAUAUUGUUUGUGAACAACGAGCGUUGCGAUGGCCAUGUAUUGUAUGUUCAGGAUGAUAUUCCCACUAGUUCGCCUGUGGUUGUUCCUAUCAAUACAUCCGUUGUCCGCCGAGGUGCGCGACGAUACAAUGGACUGUAUGAACUAAUGUUCACCGUGGAACUUGAGAGCGAUAGCCUUACAGGCCGCGUGAGGGGACGGAUAGUGGGAAGGGUGCUGCUGCCGUCUGGAGAAUCACAUUAUCUUGGGCCACUGCUGCCACCUGGUAAAUCAAUAACUUCAGCCGUUUUCGUGGAGGAAGUUCCACACACCAUAGAGAUGCAUUUUGCUCUCGAUAACAAUGUGCCUGUUGACACUGUAGCUGCGAAGCCGGCUGAACUGCUUCUUGUUGAUCACGUUAAUGCCAUUCUUGACAAUGAUGAACUUUGUGGAUCCCUGGCUUCUUCACAUGUUCAAAACCUCGUGCGAGAACUGCCCUUUUAUGACAUGGGAAAGGCUCGGUUCCAGAAUUGGUCUGACUUCGUCAACUUCUUUUCAUCACAGUACGACUCAUGGGAAGUGACACGGUACACAGAGGAACAACACCGGCUUAUGGGUUUCAGCAAUAGAAUUCACCCUGGUGAGCUGCGCUUGGUAUCCAAGAAAUUUGUGGGGUCGUACAUGAGGGCGGACAAGGUGAGAGAUAUCGUUCAAGAAGAGGCUUUGCUAGAGUUUCAGCAGUUGCUGCUCUCACUUACCGGCCCACACGACGGCUCUAGACACACACCGAGGUUGAACAAUGAGGCAUUCAAAAUGUUGGGAGAAUCACGGAGUUUUCGAACACUGAAUUCUGUGAAUUAUGUUCGUAUUCUUCGGCUUGUUGCUCUAGAUCCUGAACGAUACGUUCUGUUUGAUCAAUACCACCCCAUACGCAUUGAUUGGCGACGCUCUGAUGAGACUACCCCAGGAAUCGCUUGCGUGGCUCCCUCAUGA